ACGGACUCCAUUUCCACACUUAAAAACUGAUUCAAUUUCUUUCCACUUCCUCCCUCUCCCAAACCAUCACAGAGGCUCUCGUUCUCUCUGUCUCUUCCCUCUCUCCUCCGCUCUGCAACAAUGGCGACUGCCAUGAAGAAGGUCGAGAAGAUCCGCCAAAUAGUGCGCCUCAAGCAGCUUGUGAUGCGCUGGAAACUCACGAGUCUCCGCCGCCGCUCCGUCCUCUCCAACAACGACUCCGACGGCUCAAACCGGCGCAUUCCCUCCGGAUUCUUGGCGGUCUACGUGGGGUCGGAGCGAAUCCGAUUCGUGAUCCCGGCCCGGUUUGUGAACCUCCCAGUUUUCGUCGGAUUGCUGAACAAGGCCGAGGAGGAGUUUGGAUUCCAGUGCAACGGAGGCCUGGUCUUGCCCUGCGAAGUUGUCUUUUUCAAAGAGAUCUUGAUGCUUCUCGAGAGGGAUGAGAGCAGGUUUGGACGGCUGGGAUUGGAGGAGUUCUGGAAGGUGGUAUCUGAGGUAGGUUUCGUCGAUUCGUGCAAGGACUCGGCGACAAAUGCUGCCGCGAAGAAUUCGGGUUGCCAUGCCUUCACUCCUCUGCUGCAGAGAGCGAGUGGCUGAUGGAGUAAAGUUUUUUUUCUGGAUGUCAUUAGAAGCUAAAUUUGAAUGUCUCUAAUGCCUUUGGUGUUUUUGGAAAAGGAUUUUAGUGAUUAGGGGAUUGUAAAUGCAGAUUGGCAGGAGCGCUCAUGGAUUUUGAUUGGGUUUUUUUUUUUAACUUUUUUGGUAGGGAUUUUUGGUUCAGAGCCAUCCUUGAAAACCCAUCUCUGAAAAUUGCUUUGGUGGGACUUCAACGAGAUGUAGUUGUUGAACUCCGUUUUUCUUUUGGGUUCCUUUUUUUCUAGGCAUAAGUUGUAAUGAUGCUGUUAGUUGAUGAUGAUGAAAUGUUAGGAGGAUGUUUAGCAAUGGAUGGAUUUGAAAUUUCUUGGCAAUUAAUGGAUUUUUUAACAUUAAUGUUC
Pyrus x bretschneideri (Chinese white pear) is the source of this 1010-nucleotide messenger RNA. RefSeq names its product auxin-induced protein 6B-like. The transcript has a single exon. Bases 121 to 615 code for a protein of 164 amino acids. Gene Ontology annotation, biological process: response to auxin. The record is from RefSeq and is a predicted model, not a curated record. Lineage: Eukaryota; Viridiplantae; Streptophyta; Magnoliopsida; Rosales; Rosaceae.